Drosophila takahashii is the source of this 2315-nucleotide messenger RNA. Its product is annotated as serine/threonine-protein phosphatase 4 regulatory subunit 2. The record is from RefSeq and is a predicted model, not a curated record. Lineage: Eukaryota; Metazoa; Arthropoda; Insecta; Diptera; Drosophilidae.
AAACGAUUGUGGUUAACUAAUUUAUUACGAUUGAUGGAAAUCUAUACCUGUAUUCAAUGCAAAAAAAAGGAGGAAAAACUAGUAACUGGAUGGCGAAGAAGGCGGCUCAACAACAGCUGCAGGCGGACAUCCAGACGGAUGAGGACUUGGAGCGCUUCAUGGAACGGCCGGGACUUUUGGUUCUGGAUGUUUACUCCGAGUGGUGCGGUCCUUGUCUAGGAAUGGUGGGCAGCCUGCGCAAAGUCAAACUCGAGAUCGGUGGCGACAACUUGCAUCUGGCAAUUUGCAAAUCGGACACCAUCACAUCCCUCAAACGAUUCAACAAAAGGAGCGAGCCCAUCUGGCUCUUUGUGACCGGCGGCAAGGCUGUGAACCUUAUGUUUGGCUCGGAUGUGCCCAAGUUGGUGGGCCUGCUGACCAGGGAGCUGGAGAAGGUUCUCCAGCGGCAGGCGCGCCAAGUCACCUACCGAAUGGACGAGCUGCAGCCGAUCGAGGUGGAGCAGCAGCGCAUCAAAAUGGAGGCCAUUGAGCGGGCCGAGCGGAUUGAGCGCGAGAUUAAGCACAAGAAGCAGGUGGACUACCUCACCCAGGUGACCGACUCCAUAAUGGAGAACAUGCCGGAUAUCGGAGUGACUGUCUUUGGGCCCCAAGUCAAUCGCGACAUGUUCAAGAAGCUCACGGAGCCCGCGGAACCGCUGAAGAUGCAGUGCAAGGAUCGCCGGGUCAUCCAGGUGAGCAGCGACCAGUUCGAGGUGGUGAACUUCAGCUGCAAGAACCCCAUGCCGCCGGAUGUGAUCGAGCAGCUGGACGGGAAGGAGCUGCUGAUGUGCUUCUGGAAGAUCGACGAGAGCAUCGGAACUGUGCCCAAUGUGCUGAUGGCCUAUGCCAACGAGCUGACCAAGGAACGGGUGGCGCCCCCCAACGAGGACAUACCCGAGGAGCAUGUCAUUCCGCCGAUAAUCGCCACCAUGAAGAUGAAGAUCGAGGUCGAGCUGAAGGAGGGCGAGGUGUGGGUGGAGGAGGUCAGCUCCGAGGAGGAGGCGAGACUGCUCAAUCAGGCGAAGGGCAAGGGCAAGUCCAAGUCGGUUGUCCACGAGGAUGCUGGCCACGUGGCCGAGGAGGAGGCACCCGACCUGGAUGCCGAGGAGGAGGUCAGCGAGGAGGAGUCCCCCGGCGGCGGCGCUGAGCCCGGUGGCGAUGUGAUGGGCGGGUUCCCGUCCAUGCCGGGCUUCGAUAUGGAACUCGAUGCCGGCGAUGAGGUGGCCGAGGACGAGGAGGAGGUCCAGGAGGUCAAGGAGGAGGAACCGCCCAAGCCGCUGACCCGCACCAAGACGGUGAAAAUGCCACCCAUUUGGGUGGCGAACAACCGGCGCACCCACGCCGCCCUCAUUUACGUCUUCUUCCGCGGCCAAACCUCCGGCUUCCUGCCGCCGGAUCCCAAGCCGGAGCCACCCCACGUCAUCAUGGCCUUCGACGCCUCCAAGCGCAAGGAGAUCAUGCACGUGGUUGAUCGCCACAAGGACGAUGUGCCGCUCUAUGGCUACUUCUCCAGCGCCGAACCGGAUGAGGCCGAGUUGAUUGCAAAUUCGACGGACAAAUACGAGGGCAGCCCCAAAUCGGCGAGCGACAAAAUCGUGCUCAAGGUCAACAAAGUACAGUCCAACAUGAUGCUAUCGCUGGUUUCCUACGGACCCAGCUAUGUGAGUCCCAAUGUGACAGUCGGCAAGGACGAGGCCCUCAAGUUCUUCCCGGAGGACUAUAAGCCCCAAGAGGAGGUCGUCGUGGAGCCCGAAAAGAAGAAGAAACGCAGCAAGAAGAGCCAAGAUAUCAGGGAGUCCGUGGAAACGGAGCCUGCGACGGCAGCAGCUCCUCCUGCCGAGGCUCCCCCUGCAGCCGAAGGAGGCGAAGCUGCCACCGCAGAGGGAGAAGCUCCAUUGGCGGCGGUGGAGGGAGAAGCUGGUCCACCAGCCGGCGAUGGCGAGGCGGUGGCCGCCGUGGAACCCACCUUUGAAGGCGGAGCCGCUGAGGCCCCAGCUCCGGAGGCUCCUGCGCCGGAAGCCGCACCCGAGGCGCCCAAGGAGGAGGCUCCGCCCGCCGAGGUAACAGAACCAGAGGCUCCCGAAGUUCCUGCGCCUGCCGCCGCUGAUCCGGCGCCCGAACCACCUGCCGAGUAGAGCUAACCAUACGUUUAAUGCGUUUUUCAGUUACUAAAUUUUCAGCCUUAAUACUUAAUUGUCAAAAUUGUGAAAUGCAAUUUGUUGGAUAUCAUUUAAUAUGGAAAUAUUUGUGGUUCAAAAUUACAUUACCCAAUAAUA